Molecule: messenger RNA, 1704 nt
Organism: Pseudozyma flocculosa PF-1
Lineage: Eukaryota; Fungi; Basidiomycota; Ustilaginomycetes; Ustilaginales; Ustilaginaceae
Exons: 4
Coding region: 1-1704 (567 amino acids)
Biological process (GO): protein phosphorylation
Molecular function (GO): protein kinase activity; ATP binding
Source: RefSeq, a predicted model, not a curated record
AUGGCCUCGCUCAUACCGCCCAAGAAGCCAAAGAAGCCGGGGAUGCCCAAGCUCUCGAUCCCCGCGCGGCCCAGCUCGUCCCACAACCCCUCGACCCAGCAGGCCUUCGGAGGUGGGGCGGGGGCGGCCACGGGCGCGGGCACGGGCACGGGCGGCGACGGCUUCGGCGAGCCGUCCUUCAACGGCGCGACCGCCGGGUCCCAGCGGCCGCAGCCCUCGCUCGUCAUUCCCUCGGCAGCGGCGUCGUCGUCGUCGCUCUCGCUCAACAUCCCGUACGCCCACGACGACGGCUACGACGACGGCAACGUCGGCGGCUUCACCUCGACCGCCUCGAGCAUCUACCCGGACACUGUCCCGCACCUCACCAAUGCGCACACCCAAAACGCCCUGACCGACGACCUGCGCCGCGCCAUCGGCGGCAUCAGCCUCAACGAAGACGACCGCACCGACGCCAACGGGCUCAGAAUACCCGCCACCAGCAGCAGGAACCCCAACGCCGGCUACUGGCAGUCGUCGGGCGAUGCGGCGGCGGCGGCCGAUGACCACCGCCACGACGGCCCGACAGGAGGGGCGUCCGGGUCGGGCACCGCUAGCGUCCGGUCGCGCGCGGGCUCGACGGCGUCGGUGGCGUCCGGUAGGGUGUCGGUCGACGGAGCGCAGAGGGUCGGCAACGGCGGCGGCGGCAGUGGCGGCGAUGAGGACCUCGUCCUUCCGGGCAACCUCGAGAUCCUCAGCCGGCUGGGCGAGGGAGCCAGCGGAGAGGUGAAAAAGGCGAGGCACCGCCCGACGGGCCUGCUGAUGGCCAAGAAGACGAUGUCGACGUCGCCGAACCCGGCCAUCCACCGCCAGAUCCUGCGCGAGCUGUCGUUCAACCGCACCUGCCACAGCGACUACAUAGUGCGAUACUAUGGCGCCUUUCUCGAGGAGCAGGACACGACCAUCUCGAUCUGCAUGGAGUUUUGCGAGGCGGGCUCGCUCGACGCAAUCUACAAGAAGGUCAAGAGCCGCAACGGUCGGACGGGCGAAAAGGUGCUGGGCAAGGUGGCCGAGUGCGUGCUCAAGGGGUUGAGCUACCUGCACGAGCGCAAGAUUAUCCAUCGAGACAUCAAGCCGUCCAACAUCCUGGUGACGCGGCAGGGCCAGAUCAAGCUGUGCGACUUUGGCGUCUCGGGCGAGCUCAUCAACAGCGUGGCGGGCACGUUUACGGGCACCAGCUACUACAUGGCGCCCGAGCGGAUCCGCGGGCUGCCCUACUCGAUCACGUCGGACGUGUGGUCGCUCGGGCUGACGAUCCUCGAGGUGGCGUCGAACCGGUUCCCCUUUCCGCCCGAGGGCGACCCGCCGCUGGGCCCCAUCGACCUGCUGUCGUACGUCGUCAACAUGAAGGUGCCCGAGCUGCAGGACGACGAGCGGGCGGGCAUCAAGUGGGGCAAGGCGCUGCGCGACUUUAUCGAGCGGUGCCUCGAAAAGGAGCCCACCAAGCGGCCCGGCCCCAACAAGAUGAUCAGCCACCCCUUCAUCCGCAAGAGCGAGACGCGCCAGCCGCAGCCCGACAUUGCCAAAUUUGUCGCCGACGUGUGGGGCUGGCCCUACCUGGCGAGCACCGUGGCCGCCCAGCAGCAGCAGCAGCAGCAGUCGUCGGUCGAGGGGCAGACGCCGACGCAGGCGACGGCACCGAGGGGCCUCGAGAGGAUCCCGAGCUAG